Messenger RNA from Dissoconium aciculare CBS 342.82, 668 nucleotides. RefSeq lists its product as uncharacterized. Lineage: Eukaryota; Fungi; Ascomycota; Dothideomycetes; Mycosphaerellales; Dissoconiaceae. The record is from RefSeq and is a predicted model, not a curated record. The annotation marks the transcript as partial. The transcript has 3 exons.
GCAUGCCAUGGUCGCGACGGGAUGACACGCCUCACCACAUCUACUGUGCAUAUACCACAUCCACAUACAUGUACCACUGCAUUCAGGCACAUCAGUACUUCAGAGGAGAUCGAAGGUGUCCACCGCCACUGAUGUCUCCUCCCGGAAUCAACUCCUGCCCGCCUGUCUGCAAGACCACACACCUACCUGCAGCCAGGCGCUUUGCCAUGUCGUCCCCUGCUCGCCAUGCAACAUCCAAUGGCCAUCGCAUCAUUAUCCCACGCCUUGGGCGUGCUCCUCUACCAAAAUAUACACGGCAGGCCGAAGUCGCGAAGCUGUCGCGCCUUGUAGAUAGAUACAUGCCCAGGUACCUUCGGGAAGAUCAGGGUGGGGAUGCCGGGUCGCGGCGCUUUCUUUCCUGCCUCGAAGAGUCGUCGUGCUUAACAUUCGCCGCCAUUGACUCGGACUUCAUCCGCGUUAAGUACUGUAAGUACGCCGCCAACGCCAAGGACUACUCUCACGAGGAUAUGGGUUUUUCUCAUAAGAAGUGGCAGACCAAUAAUGUCUCGAAUAAUGUGAAUGACCAGAGAACGAAGGAGUUCGAGGCUGACAAGACUGCCGGCAAGGAGACUGUUCGCAAGUACGGAUCGGGCGACAAAGAUGGGAAUGCGCCUGUGAAGUCCUUGUAG